AGGGAAUAAGUUAAAGGGAGAGAGGGUCAUGGCAUGGGGACGGCUCAUAGUCACCGCCUCAGCAGCUGCUACAGGGCUCGGAAGGCGAAGAAUGUCUGCGUCAUCCAUGGCGGAAUUUCUCACCAUGAAGCCCUACUCUCCUCCUCCAUGGGCCUCCCACCUUCGUCCCAUUCCAUCUAGCGCCCUCUCCCUCGCUCACGUGCCUACUCCGAUCCACAGGUGGCAUCUUCCCGGCCUCCCUAAUGGCACGGAAAUAUGGAUAAAGCGCGACGAUCUCACAGGCAUGGAGCUGAGCGGCAACAAAGUCCGGAAGCUGGAAUUCCUGAUGGCGGAGGCGGUGGCGCAGCAAGCCGAUUCUGUCAUCACCAUCGGAGGCAUACAGAGCAACCACUGCCGUGCCACCUCCGUUGUCUCCAACUAUCUCAACCUCCGUCCCUAUCUCAUUCUCCGCACCUCCAAGCUUCUGGUCAACGAUGAUCCUGGAUUUGUCGGGAAUCUCCUGGUCGAGCGUCUCGUUGGUGCUCACGUUAACCUCAUCUCUAAGGAAGAGUAUGCCUCGAUUGGCAGUGUGGCCCUGAUUGAUGUUCUCAAAGAGAGGUUGGAAAAUGAAGGGAGAAAGCCCUAUGUUAUUCCAGUCGGUGGAUCCAAUACUCUGGGAACUUGGGGAUAUAUCGAAGCAGCAAGGGAAAUUGAGCAGCAGCUUCAGAGUAGGUCUGAUGGCUUAAAGUUUGACGAUAUCAUCGUAGCAUGUGGCAGCGGAGGUACAGUUGCUGGUAUUUCGUUGGGAUCAUGGCUGGGUCCCCUAAAAGCAAAGGUUCAUGCUUUCUCGGUUUGCGAUGAUCCUGAUUAUUUCUACGACUUCGUUCAAGACCUUCUUGAUGAACUGCAAGCUGGCGUUAGCUCACACGAUAUUGUUAGAAUCCACAAUGCCAAAGGACUAGGAUAUGCCAUGAACACGUUGGAGGAGCUUCAAUUAGUAAAGGAAAUAGCGAAUGCCACUGGUGUUAUUCUUGAUCCUGUUUACAGCGGGAAGGCUGCAUAUGGUUUGAUGCAAGAGAUGGCCAAGGAUCCCCAGAAAUGGGAAGGGAGGAAAAUAUUAUUCAUACACACUGGUGGACUUCUAGGACUGUAUGAUAAGGUUGAUCAGAUGGCUCCCUUUGUGGGUAACUGGUGCCGAAUGGAUGUUCAGGAAUCUGUCCCAAGGAAAGACGGUAUUGGGAAAAUGUGAUUUGUAAUUGUAUUGGUCUAAAAUCAGACAACAAAGAGCAUUCGUAUUCUUGAUUUUGAUGUACUCUCUUGUGGUUGAGGACAAAAAUAUUUUAUGUUCUGGGUAGAGACAAAUAGUGUACCAGAGCCCGGGAAGUCUAUGCCGAAGGAUGCUGCCUAUCACCACCGAGCUCCAGGUUCUUCCCUUUCCAUCCAUGUUUUCCAGGCUACUUGAUCGAGAAUGCCUUCUAUUGUAAAGUUAUAAUUUUUUUUUUGAUAAUAUGUGAUUUGAGUGGGGUUUGAACU
Tarenaya hassleriana is the source of this 1512-nucleotide messenger RNA. RefSeq names its product bifunctional D-cysteine desulfhydrase/1-aminocyclopropane-1-carboxylate deaminase, mitochondrial-like. The record is from RefSeq and is a predicted model, not a curated record. The transcript has 9 exons. Lineage: Eukaryota; Viridiplantae; Streptophyta; Magnoliopsida; Brassicales; Cleomaceae. The coding region runs from base 29 to 1228 and encodes 399 amino acids. Gene Ontology annotation, molecular function: D-cysteine desulfhydrase activity.